Gamsiella multidivaricata is the source of this 486-nucleotide messenger RNA. RefSeq lists its product as uncharacterized. Gene Ontology annotation, molecular function: histone H4 acetyltransferase activity; histone H2A acetyltransferase activity; protein N-terminal-serine acetyltransferase activity. The record is from RefSeq and is a predicted model, not a curated record. Gene Ontology annotation, cellular component: nucleus. NCBI's taxonomy places the organism in Eukaryota, Fungi, Mortierellomycota, Mortierellomycetes, Mortierellales, Mortierellaceae. The transcript is spliced from 5 exons. Bases 1 to 486 code for a protein of 161 amino acids.
AUGUCUCCAGAACUCCGGUCCUUUGCAAUGGACCUGGUCGAGUCCAACAUGAAGGAGCUAUACAUGAAGUCAAAGGACGGCUGGUGCAGAGAGGACAAAGAGAAUGAGAUGCAGGAUGUCUCAUCGCGGUACCUCGUUGCCUUUGAUAAAGACGUACCUGUUGCCAUGGUGCACUUCCAGUUUGUCGAGGAAGAGACUAUGACAAGCAGAGAUGUCGAGGUCGCGUACUGUUUCGAGAUCCAGGUCGUGGCUGGAUACCAGCGCCGUGGGAUUGGCGCUUAUUUGAUCGGUCUGCUCGAGAUAAUUGGAAAGACAGCACAGAUGGAGAAGGUCAUGCUGACCGUCUUUAAAGCCAACAAGGACGCGAUCAAGUUUUACAUUAAUCAACUUCAUUAUAUAUACGAUGAGAUCUCACCAUGCAUUUGCCUCACGCGUGGAAGGGCCUCACGAUUUGAUUAUGAGAUCCUUAGCAAGUCAUUGUCCUAA